UUGGAUGCACCUUUACUCCACACCAACCAGAUAAAAAAUCUGYACAWUAUUCAUUUGUUCCCAGUUUCAUUUCUCGUCGUUGCUAUGGUACCCAAAAUGUACGUCAGUAAUGUGUUAAUACUGUCAUAUCACUAUGUUUAAAUGCCCAUAUUAAUAGUCGAUGAAACAAUGAUUACAGCGUAUUGAUUGUGCAAUUCCCAUCAUAUACAUGCAGAAUACUGCUGUUCAAAGGAAAUAAGAACUUUAUUUUGGGAAUCAUAACCGGAAUCUCGUCCAAACAAGAACUAGCGACAUGACUUAUACCUCAUUUUGCUUACGUAGAUGGACAUGUAUUKUAAUAGGACUGGUUUCCAUGGUUAUAGUUGCCACAGCAACAGAAUGCAAAGAUACUGGUAAACUCUGUUGGUGGUGGAGUUACAUGAAAUGGUGCAGUCCAACUAACUCUUAUUCCAGAGAGAAAUGCCCAAAACGAUGUGAUCUUUGCCCGACCGAACCACCUUCUGUAACGACGUCAUCAUCUUUGGGUCCGUCAGUACCUAGCGUGACACCACCUGUCACACCAUCACCAACACGUGUAACGCCAUCCGUGACCACACCUUCCAAACCAAAUCGACCCAARAAGUGCGAGACAAUCGAAYURCCUUUCAGUCGUAACAUGGCUGAGAAUAUGUAUAUAGUUGGACACAUUCUGCGCGCGCAUGAUGCAGUGAGUGAAACCCAGUGCGAGGAUUUCUGUCUGAGGGCUCACAAUUGCUUGGGGUUUAAUUUUAACCUCGUUGGUUUUAACGUAAAAAACUGCGAACUUCUGGAUCACGUUAGGACAUACGCGCAUAAAAAUGGCUUUAGAUUUCGACUGCUGGACAGGGAAUAUGCGUAUAAGAAUAUCUUGAAGCCAUGCUGUUGAUGUACAACAACCAAGUCGAAAUCAAUACCGACAACAAGACGACCGUGUGACGCAAGGCAUUAUGGUUGUUACGUUGCUCUUGACGCAAUCUUCCGUUCUGUGAACUUGUGUUCAAGAGAUAUGCUAAGAAACGUGACUUCAAACAGUUGUUUAAACCAGAUACAUUAGAAGAUUACGUCUUGUUCACGAAUAUAACAACCAAGCAAAAGCGGUAAAAAAAAAAAAAAUGAAUAAAAUACAAUCGAAAAAAUUAUUUGAAUCGAUAGAUGAAUGAAUAAAUGAAUGAAUGAAAAUAUUUUAAAAUUAAUUUAAGAAUAGAAUAGUUUAAUUCAUAGGACUUGCUAUAAUGCAUAUUCUAUUAUAUAUAUUUAAGAUUUGAAUCCUUUAGUAGGUUUUAAA
Molecule: messenger RNA, 1303 nt
Organism: Exaiptasia diaphana
Lineage: Eukaryota; Metazoa; Cnidaria; Anthozoa; Actiniaria; Aiptasiidae
Exons: 5
Coding region: 293-904 (203 amino acids)
Source: RefSeq, a predicted model, not a curated record